This is a messenger RNA of Cladophialophora psammophila CBS 110553, 1992 nucleotides long. RefSeq lists its product as uncharacterized. The coding region runs from base 1 to 1992 and encodes 663 amino acids. Gene Ontology annotation, molecular function: guanyl-nucleotide exchange factor activity. The record is from RefSeq and is a predicted model, not a curated record. NCBI's taxonomy places the organism in Eukaryota, Fungi, Ascomycota, Eurotiomycetes, Chaetothyriales, Herpotrichiellaceae. The transcript has a single exon.
AUGUCAAAGUCGGGCAACCUCGCCGCUCUGUCGGCCAUCCUCAACCCCGGAGAAUCACCUACCAUCUACUACGCAGAGGACCCUCCCUAUCUCCCUCGAAUCCUCGUCUUCUACUACCCCGUCCAAGCUGUGGGCUCUUUGGCCUCAACCUCGCGCAUUCGAACUACCAUCCUCUCCGCCGCCGGAUUCAAGAGCUAUGGGGCAUUCUCGGUCGCGCCAAACAGCAGUUACUACUCUGCCGUCCACAAGUUACCGGAAGACAAACAACGAGAUGAUGUUUCUCGGGGCAUUGCUUUUGCACUUUGUCGGUACUUCUCCGAAGUUCCCACCGAAGUCAAAAAUGCUAUAGCCGAAGAGAAUCUGCAUCAUGGGAUAGCUCUGAAAUGGGGACAGACCCAUGCUGCGCAGGUCACAUGCCGAAUGAGCAAAGUCAUCAAUACCGAAGAGAUCGUUGAGGCUUUACGUCCCUUUUCCAAGGAAAGACCUCCGAGCCCGCAGACGCCCGUCCGACCUUUAGCUUCCAUCAGGAAGACACGGCCAUCCUUCCUACCCCCUGAACCUGGCAGUCAUGGUUUUGGUCGCAUCAAUCACGCCUUCACCCCGUCUAAGAGGAUACCUAGCGGCCAUGCAAAGCGUUCCCCGUCCAUAUCAACUUCAGCAACACGAAAAGCGAGCGCUACGACCGACCCGAAGCACUCGUUGCAGCAGCUUGAAUCAUUGCGCUUCAAAAUGUGCGAAUUUGUGGAUACCGAAGAUAGAUAUAUUACCCGUCUUCAAGAAUUGAUCGAACUUGUAACCAACCAGGGACGUACGCCGAAGUCAUUGAGCUCCAAGUUCUCGAGUUCGCGGAACCAAAAGGCUGUCAAUGCCAUGAUUCAGUUUCCUUCAUUGCUGGACCAGAUCAAGGACUUAAAUCUUGCCUUCCUCGAUGAUAUUGAGACGGCGCUCCACUGUUCCGAAGAUGCUGCUCUGACCUUCUUGGACUCUGCUCAAGCGAAUCCUCAGCUCCUCCCAAAUGCCAAAGAUCCCAUGGGCAUCUACAGUUUUGCCAAAGUGCUUUUGAAUCACUUCCCCAAAUUCCCCAUGCCCUACAGGGAAUAUCUCGAUCUGCAUUCCCAAGUUUCCUCAAAUCUCGAUCAAUUUCUAAGAGAAGGCACAACUUCAAUCCAACAGGCACCGUCUUUGCUUAUGGAGCCAGCCCAGCGUAUCUCGAGAUACGGCCUCUACAUCGACACUAUGCUUCCACAUGUGCCUUCAAAUUUCACGGUGGCAAUCCGAACCUUGGAGAAGGCUCGGAAAAUCAUCGCCGGGAUAUGCGAAAUGGAACCGGCGGCAUCAACCAUCCUGGACUCUCUACGCAUCGAGCAUGAAGCGAAGAGAAAGGGCCUUUCCCCGACUAAACUGCUCUCAGGUUUGACCCGAUCGAACGGAACGAUCCGGGAAGCGCCAGCGUUGACUGGCAGUGUGAAAGAAAGAGACGGGCCGCGCCUUUUCCCCAGCCUGGGUCGCAGCCUGAGCCGGAGGCAGAAGACCUCGAGACCUGGUCUAUCAAGCAUCUUAUCCGAACAAGAUCCUGAGCAAAUCAACAAUGUACAAUCUCGAAACGACGAGAACAGGCCCCUCACAUCGUCCUCGGCAUUGUCCUUCGGCUCGGCCAAGAGACCGCCCACAUCAGGAUCUAGCGUUAGUAUCACAAACCGCUCCACAGAAAGUGCAAGUCCGGGUCCCAAUGCACCUGCUAUGUUGUUGCCAAGCAAAAAACGCAUUGGCACCGUCCCGACCCUUGUUACAGGAAAUACCGUGGCAGUAAGUGUGGGCGACGGAGUUCCGAUGCCCAGUUAUUCCGAGGCAGGUGAAGUUGAAACUGCAGAGCUUUACAAGGUCCAGCUAGUACGGGUUGAGGAACAGAAUUAUAAGCUCCUCCAGGAAAAUGCCGAGUUGAAGAGGCAGAUCAGGGAAUGCAAGUGCGGUGGUGCAGUCAGACGGCUAUGA